This is a messenger RNA of Haliotis rubra (blacklip abalone), 2879 nucleotides long. RefSeq lists its product as uncharacterized. The transcript has 4 exons. The record is from RefSeq and is a predicted model, not a curated record. NCBI's taxonomy places the organism in Eukaryota, Metazoa, Mollusca, Gastropoda, Lepetellida, Haliotidae. The coding region runs from base 15 to 2474 and encodes 819 amino acids. Gene Ontology annotation, molecular function: protein binding.
CUCAGACUAAACAGAUGUUCCAGCCAUGUACAAGUUCCCAACAUGCCACUCAGCCAAAGGUGGGCUCUUCUGUGCAGAGUGUAGAUAAAAGCCAUGGAACUGUGGGUUUCAACUCAGAACUAAGUGCUUCAGCCCAAGAUAUACUGUUCAACCCUACAGGCAGAAACCGAGUUAACUUCAACUUGGCCAACAACACUGGGGUUACAAUCAACAGUUCAACAGUUCAAAUUGGGUUGGAUACGCAACUUAGAAAUAUCAUUGAUCAGAGUAAACUCUGUCUGAGAGAUUUGAAAACGAUACCGUUUGUGAAGACACACUUCAUCACACAAUCUGAAAAGUUUCUUCACACAAGGGGCAUGGUUGUUCUCACUGGCAGGUCAGGCGAUGGAAAGACGUCUGCUGGUUUGCACUUACUAAAGAGUGUCUCAGAACGGGAGUCCCGGAGCCCUGUAAUUCUGACUGACCCCAGUCAGUGGGACCAUAUUCCAGUGAAACUUAAUGAAAGGAAAGUUCAACAAACAUUUGUUGUUUUGAUAGAUGAUGCCUUUGGAAAAACAAAUCUGGUUCAGGAUCUGGUGGACAGAUGGGGCAAGAAAUUCCCUAUGAUGAUCCCUGUAAUAGAGAAUGGAAUUGUCAAACUGGUGAUAACAAGCCGUUCAAAUAUACUGUCAGCAUGUGUUGGUAAAGUUACUUUUCUUACGAAAUGUCCAAAUGUUGAUUUCUCAGUCAUUGAGGAAAACCAAGCUCAAGAAAGAUUAGCAAUUCUUGAAAAUCAUUUGAAACUGUUUGGAACUGACACCUGCAUUGACUUUAAUGAGAAACAAAGGAUUGUCCAAAGCACUGACCUGAUGGGAUUCCCCCAAUGCUGCUCUGUGUUUGCUAAAGAUAAAUCACUCCAUCUCAAGGCUUCAACUUUUUUCUCCAAGCCACUGAAGUGUUUAUCAGAGAAUAUAAGAAGUCUGUCAGAUGCUGAUCCAGUAGGUUAUAUGGUGUUGUUGUUGCUAUUUCUGAAAGGUGGGGAACUACACAGGAGCUUUUUUGAUCCAUUUGACCGAUCAAAAGAAGACAGUGACCUCCUUGAGAAGCUGCUCCGUUUCAGAAAUUGUGACAUUCAUCAGUUAGAGAGUAAAGCCAAGACAAUGUGCCCAAUGUAUCUUACCUUUGUAGAAAACAAAGAAAGCUACAGGUUUGUACAUCAAUCAGUAAUGGAUGUCAUUUCCAUUCAAGUCUGCAAAGAGAAACUCACAAGUGGGCUCAAGUUCUGCACCCUUAGUGUUUUACUGGAAUAUGUAAGAACAUCACCAACAUCAGAAUCUGACCAUAUCAUAUUAAUCCCCAGAAAUAAGUUUGGUAUUCUUUCUGAGAGACUCACACAAGAAUUGUUGUCCACAAACCAGGAACUAAUCAUUACACACCCAGCUUUUCAGGAUCCUGAAUUCUGUCAGUUCCUGAUGCAUAGUUUCUGGAAAGGUACAGACAAAAUGGAAAUUGUAACGUUUAAAAACUGCACCAAAGAAGUCUUCACAAAAGUGUUUUUCAGUAAGCAAACAGUGGAAAGACUUUCAGCUUUGGCUGUAGGUAUUACAGAGGACAUUCCGACUUUAUAUAUUGAAGAUAUCUUGGUCUUGCGGUUUACUUCUGUCUUGUGUAAUUUUGCACUCAAUGGCUGCAACCUGAUAGUAAUGGAUCUGAUGGCAACAGCUGACAACUGUUUAUCAGAGGUGGAGUUGACGGAAACAAGACAAGAUGUAUUGGCCAGUGCUAUUUAUAGGGGAAAUUCAGAAUUGAUUCAAGAAAUGUUAAAGAGAAAGACUUGUAUAUCUGAAGCCUGCAUUGUUGCAUCAUGUGCUUCUGAGACUCCAGACAACACUGCUUUUGAUCACAUCCUGGAUACAUUUGAUGCAUCAAUCAUGAACAUUUUCAAGUGGCCACUGAUGGCAUUGCUGAUAGAAAAGAAUAAAAGGGAAACUUUAGAGAAACUUGCCCUCUUAAUGUGUAACGCUGACAGUUACAAAGGGAGAGAACUGCUUGUGCAGCUGUGCAAAUGCCUCUUACUACAGUAUCAUAAUGUGACACCCCUAUUAUAUUUGAAGACUUUCGGGCAGAUGAAGAAAGAUGCAUUUUUAGAAUUGUUUCCAAUCUUUUGCAGUCUUGGUAUAAGCUGUUUUACUGAUGAAUUGGUACUUUUGGCAACAGGUUGUAGAGAAACGUAUCCUCUGUCAAUGAUUCAUGGAUAUGGUGGAAACAUUGCAUGUACAACAAGCAGAGGAGACACACCACUGCACCUUGCAGCUCACAUAGGCACAGCAGAUAUGGUGGAAUAUCUGUUACAACUCAAUGUAGACAAAUCACUAAAGAAUUCAGAAGGAUGGCUUCCACUCCACUUUGCUGCUCAGUCAGACAUAGAAAGUGAAGAAAAACUUCAUCUCCUCCUUGAACUUGAACAUGUGCUACAGCCACAGUGUCAGGAAUGACACCUCUUAUGUUGGCCUGUAAGGCGGGGAAUAUCUCUUGUGUUGAAUAUUUUAGUCUGAAGUAUAAUAGUCACGGAGAUCACCCAAUACAUGCUACCAUUCUUGGCCUCUGCGAAAUAUGUAUAGGGAGCAACCUACAGAAUCAUUUGGGCAAUCCCGUAUUCAUACAGAAAUGGUUUGACAUCACUGACAUCCUCCAACAUAUUGGUUAUUCCUUCAGCCACAAAUAUGAAAAUUUAAGUCCCAUUGAGCUUAUCAUUUGGUUAGAUCGGGUGGAUAUUCUGGGAUUGUACUUGGAUAGAUGGCCCUUUCUUCUUGAUGAACUGAAAGAGGGUUCAGUCGACAUGUUUAAUGUACAAAGGACAUGUGCUGAACAUGAAACUGCUAAGUAUCUCAUAGAGAAAG